This is a messenger RNA of Trametes versicolor FP-101664 SS1, 732 nucleotides long. RefSeq lists its product as uncharacterized. The record is from RefSeq and is a predicted model, not a curated record. The transcript is spliced from 3 exons. Bases 1 to 732 code for a protein of 243 amino acids. Lineage: Eukaryota; Fungi; Basidiomycota; Agaricomycetes; Polyporales; Polyporaceae.
AUGCGCUUCACCACCCUCGUCCCUCUCUUCCUCGCGGUGCCGGCCACCGUCUUCGCUUGCGAAGGAGACUGCAUUGUCGCUAUCACGAAUGCAUUCCUUGGCAACUACUCUAGACCUAUGCAGAGUGUGAUGGGCAGCAUGGCUGCACAAAUAAGCAACAUCAUCCCCAGUCACCCGGACGAGCAGACCGCCAUGACCUACCUCCAACCCAUCAUCUCCGCCUAUCAGAAGGAAGCGUACCAGGGAAUGGAGACUGCCAUCUUCCCCAACUUCUUCCACGGCAAAUGCCUUAAUGACCAAGGCAUUGAACCAGACGGCUGUCCUAACCCCGACUGCUCCAUCGUCUGCGGCACGCCGGGCUCUAUGGUCCACUACUACUCCAAGCUCAGGUUCAUCGCGUUCAACGAGACCUACCAUCAUCUCCAGCGACUCUGUACCCCGGGAACCGACGCGUACAAACGCGCCGAGCAAGCCGUCGUGGCCGCCGCAGGUCACGAUGAGCGCCGCAGGAGCUCCAGUAGGAUCUAUUCUCGGGCCCUCUCGAAUGCUGUGCUGGUUCCUGUCUUCCUGAAGCGCGCGGACGACGUCAAAUCCGAGUUCAAGAGCAUCAUGCAACAAGCACACGGGCUGCUUUCGGCGGCUUGCGGGGGCGAUGGGGUACAGGAGACGAACGGUCUGCCUGAGUGCAGUUGGGAAGAGGCCAUGAAGGAAUACAUCCUGUCGUUCCCUUGA